AUGAACCAAAGUGCCGUUCUUAUUUUCUGCCUUAUCCUUCUGACUCUAAGAGGAACUCAAGAAAUACCGCUCUCUAGGACUACACGCUGUACGUGUAUCGAGAUCAGUGAUCGACCUGUUAAUCCAAGGUCCUUAGAAAAACUUGAAGUGAUUCCUGCAAGUCAAUCUUGCCCACGUGUUGAGAUCAUUGCCACAAUGAAAAAGAACAGGGAGAAAAGAUGUCUUAAUCCGGAGUCUAAGACCAUCAAGAAUUUACUGAAAGCAAUUAGCAAGGAAAGGUCUAAAAGAUCUCAAACAAAGAAAGAGGCAUAA
Molecule: messenger RNA, 312 nt
Organism: Mesoplodon densirostris (Blainville's beaked whale)
Lineage: Eukaryota; Metazoa; Chordata; Mammalia; Artiodactyla; Ziphiidae
Gene: CXCL10
Product: C-X-C motif chemokine ligand 10
Exons: 4
Coding region: 1-312 (103 amino acids)
Biological process (GO): neutrophil chemotaxis; cellular response to lipopolysaccharide; inflammatory response
Cellular component (GO): extracellular region
Molecular function (GO): CXCR chemokine receptor binding; chemokine activity
Source: RefSeq, a predicted model, not a curated record